Cricetulus griseus (Chinese hamster) is the source of this 4266-nucleotide messenger RNA. NCBI's taxonomy places the organism in Eukaryota, Metazoa, Chordata, Mammalia, Rodentia, Cricetidae. The record is from RefSeq and is a predicted model, not a curated record.
CUUGGGAGGCUGGGACCGGGAGCACUGAGAAAGCAGGUGGGAGCAGGUGGAAGAGAAAGGAGAGAGCGGAGUGGACACAAAGGAGCGCCAGGACUUGGGGAGAACGGGGUGGAGGGGCGCCACAUAUUGGGAGCAGAGGGUUUGGCCAUUCCUGGCUUCCGUUUAUUUAGUUGGUUUGCUAAAUUGAAGGGUCGGGCCCGCCUGGGAAAGGGAAUCUGGGGUGAGGCAGAGACGGCGUGUAGGGAGGGGCCUGUGUGUGGGGCAAGUGGUGUGAGUCCCUUGUAGGGCACGUGUGCCCUGGCCUGGCCCUGGAUGCCAUGGCUCCUGCGGGAGGAGAGCCUGAAGGCCUGGCGGGCUAGCAACCAUACGCAAAGACUAUUUGUGAUCCAGAUUCCAGCCCACUGAAACAUGGAGAGGAAAAUGCCAUCCAGAGAGAGCCCUCGAAGACUCUCUGCCAAGCCAGGCCGAGGCACAGAGGUGAAAAGAGUAGCUCGACCGCUCGGCGUGGUGGCUCCUGACUCAGACAAGGACUCUGGUUUUUCAGAUGGGAGCUCAGAAUGCUUGAGCUCCGCAGAGCAGAUGGAGUCAGAGGACUUGCUGAGUGCUUUGGGCUGGAGUAGGGAGGACAGGCUGAGGCCGAGCUCCAGAGCCGCAAGCACUGCCUUCCCUGCGCUGUCCCCUAUGGUGGUCAUGAAGAACGUGCUGGUCAAGCAGGGCAGCAGCUCAUCCCAGCUCCAGUCAUGGACUGUCCAGCCCUCCUUUGAGGUGAUCUCAGCACAGCCACAGCUCUUUGUUCUUCAUCCACCUGUGCCAUCCCCUGUCAGCCCAUGCCACACUGGUGAAAAAAAGUCAGAUUCCAGAAACUACUUGCCCAUUCUAAAUUCUUACACCAAAAUAGCCCCCCACCCAGGCAAAAGGAGCCUUUCCCUUGGCUCAGAAGAAAGAGGAUCAAGUGGAAUACCGAAGAAAGUCUGUACCGAGAGACUGGGGCCAGUCCUGUCUUCCAGUGAGCCAGCCAAGACUGGCCCUGUGCUGUCCAGUCCUUCUACCCCAGCCCCACCCAGCUCCAAACUCACUGAGGACUCUGCUCUGCAAGGAGUGCCCUCCCUGGGGGCUGGUGGGAGUCCACAGACUCUUCAGCCUGUGUCUAGCAGUCAUGUGGCUAAGGCGCCCAGCCUGACUUUUGCAUCGCCUGCCAGUCCUGUGUGUGCAUCAGACAGCACUCUGCAUGGCUUAGAAAGCAGCUCCCCUCUGUCGCCACUGUCAGCCAGUUACAGUUCACCGCUGUGGGCUGCAGACCUCUGCCGCAGCUCAGACAUCUUUUCCGAGCAGAGGCAGAGCAAGCACAGGCGCUUCCAGAAUACCUUAGUGGUCCUCCACAAGUCUGGUUUGCUUGAAAUCACUUUGAAGACCAAGGAGUUGAUUCGUCAGAACCAAGCAACUCAGGUGGAACUAGACCAGCUGAAGGAGCAAACCCAGAUGUUUAUAGAGGCCACCAAGAGCAGGGCUCCUCAGGCGUGGGCCAAGUUGCAGGCAUCACUGACAUCUGGGUCCAGUCAUUCAGGCAGUGACCUAGAUGCAUUGUCUGAUCACCCAGACAUAUAGCACAGAGGCGUUUUUCAGUUAUUUGAGUGGUUCUUUUAACUCUUUUGCUAUUACUACCUACACCUGUUUUCCACAGCCUAGUUAAGAGCUUUUCUUUCUAAACUCACGAAGCCACGUGCCAGUCCCUUGCUGAUGUCCUAAUCUGUGGUUCAUGCACAGGUUAAGUGUGUUUAUGUUCCUCUGAGGACCUCCACUUGGGAGUAUCUGUGAGUCCCUUUUUCUUAGCCUGUGGGCACUUAGCUGGAUCUUGGGACAAAGGAGAGAUGACUGUGUGGGUCUCUUCCAACUUCCCACUCACUAUCCAUGAUCCAAGGUGCAGUGACAUGGAUGAGUGUACAGUAUGACAUUUGUCAAACCAAGGAGUAGGUGACCUAAGGAUCCCUUCUUGGGCCUCCUCAGGUAUCUUAGUCACAGAGAAAAAUAAGCCGAUGUGUUUGUAUUCUACCAGGCAUCGUGCCAGUUGGGUGAAACCUAAAAUGCUUUGGGCACAGGUUGUGCCUGGGUGCAAGCAUUUAAUCACAUGAGGCUUUGUUUCUUACACUUGAAAGUCAAGGGAGAAAGGGCAGAGCCAUCUGACUCACACCGAUCACACCAGAUCUCACAAGUAGGCACAUCCUUCAGAUUUUUAAAAACAGACUGAUUUAGUAUCAUCUGGAGUUGUAUGAGUUGUUUUUUUGAUUAAAGGGUCAAAGAAGCCAGCAUUUUUGUCACUAGCUGGAAAGUUUUGUUACUUCAUGCUCGAAAUAGCACACAACCUAUCUUACAUCUAAAACACUUGAGUCAGGAUUGCAAGGUGCCUCAGUGAGUAGGGGUACUUGCUGCCAAGCCAGAUGGCCUGAAUUUGAUCCCCUGAACCUACACAGCAGGAGAGAACCAACUACUGCAGUUUGUCCACCACACAUGCACAGACACACUAGAUAAGUAAAUGAAUAUAAAGUUAAAAAACAAGCCACCAUCAUCAUUAACAUAAUCAAAAGCCCGAGAUGGCUUCAGUGGAUCCUCAGAGUCUGAUGUAAGCUUCCCUCUGCUGGGCCUCACCUGCUGUUUCUGUGACGGAAGAAUGACUGUGCUCAUACAUUUUGAAUUAAGUGAAACCCUGAGGUUAGAACAAGGCACAAAAGACCCUUCUCCAUUCACAUCUGAGUCUCACCCAUCCCUGUGGUGAUGGGGAGCCACUGUGGAAGUCUUGUGUUUGGUGUUAGAUGUGGCAGCAGAGCUGAAGUGUGGUUCCUCUCUGAGGCUGGCCUUAGGACGAAGAAUGUGAGGAGGUUCCAGAUGACAUUCUUUUCAGCUUCCCUGUGCUGGGAACUAAAUGUCUAAACAGUAAAGAUUCAAAGGGUUGUAUCCACUUGUUCAAAUUUUCAUCCUCAUGAAAAUCUUUGUUUUUACAAAUUAACCUGGUUCUGUGACCAGCAUCAUCUUUCUGCAGAGAGAGCCCUCGUGGGUCUUUACUAGGUCCAGAGCAAAGGGUCACAUCUACUAGGAGUUGUAAUUCUAACAUAGUUUAAAAAUUGUAAGACUCAGGUUGACUCUACUGUGUUUAUAAAGACAUGAUUUGGAUAUGAUUGGUUGAAAAAUAAUUAACUUGGUGAUCUACUCUGAUCAACACAGAAUUCUUACCUGCUGUUUGCUUUCUGAAAGAGUUUCCAAAAGCAGAGCCAGUGUCUCUGGGCAGACUCAGCUCCUUGGGAUACACUCCCCCUAAAUCUGUAUGGUAUCGUAGUCAAUUCACUCUCACUCCACUAGGAAGCUUCCUUUUUGGCAGAAUGUUUGGCAGGAAAGCUGUAGAGACAGGUGCAUUCAGAGCAGCCUGGGCACCAGCCAUGAGUUUUACCAAGCGUUGGAAGGCUGGAAGCACUUGCUGAGAACCAAAUGUACCCCACUGGAAAAACCCUCAGUGGAGAGCUAUGAGCCUCUUGGACUCUUUCUUCUGGAUUUGGGCUUUCAUUUCCCUUCCUGUCCCCAUAAAAGAUGAUGAAAGCCACCAUAGAUCUUCACUGCUGAGUGGCAGGCAGGGUUAGCACCCCCAGUCACUGCUCCUCUGUGAUCUCAGAGCCGUAGCUGCAAGUGUCUAGGCUGUUAGUGCAGUGCUGUGUUCCUGGAGGAGCUGGAAGCAGAUGGAUUCCAGUAGAGAAGCUAGAUCUUAGAAGGAGCGAUACUUUGAGGUCAGAGGCUAGAGCAGCAUCGGAGGAAGCCUGGAGUGGAGCGGAAAGAUCUUCAUUGGUCACCCAACGCUGUAAUGUAAGUAGCAAUGGCCUCAGUGGUGCAUGCUGUAAGUCCUUAUGAAGCAUUGUGCAGGGCUGUUGUUUCCCAAGCUGAGAAGUCAGUUUUAGCUCAGGCUAACCCACAGGAGAUCCUUUGUCGGGUUGUAUUGGCAAUAUUGGAACAAAGGGACAGAAAGGUUCCUGGUUGAAUUGGUUAUAGAAUUACCAUCGUUUGUAGUUUACUACUGACUAUAGCAUCGUCUGACUUCUCUGGUAUGAUUUCUCAGCACACAAGUUACUCUUGCACAUAAACUGAAGUGGCCUUUCAGCCACAACCUCUUUAGGGUAGAGACUAUUUACCAAAUGUGAAUCCUUUUAAGAAAGUGUGAAGUUAUUUAGAAAUUGACUGUGAAAUGUCAGAGGAAAAAAAAAAUAAAAGUCACUUACUUGAAAACUG